UUAAUAAGUGGCAACAAGAAUAGAUAAAUAACAUAUGUUCACAUCUCUUAUCUAUCAAAUUUUUCUUAUCUGUAAUGGUAAUAUCUGAAAAGACGUGUGCUUUUGCAGACCGAUGAAUCUGAAAUUCUGAAUGUUAUUUGAAAAUGGCAGAUUCCGAGGUUCUGAAGAGGUUAAAGGAUAUUCCAUUUAAAAUUCAAACCGCAAGUUUGAAAGAAAGACGAGGAGUUAUUCAUGAAAUCCAGAAUGUUUUAUCUACACCAGGAAUCACUGAGCCUGCUGUACGCUUUGUGUGCCGAGUGUUGCUAUUGACUCUACACAGAUAUAGGGACUCAACGUCUCAAUCAUAUGUGAAAGGUCUGUUAGCCUGUCUGGCAUCGCAGCAUCGGGAAUGGACUGUCAAAAGCCUCUUACCUAUAUUACUAGAAGUGUCGGAGCAAGUUAAAAAUACAGCUCCGUCAAAGAGCACAGCUCAAACUGGUCUAUAUGCUCUGCGGUGGAGCACCAUACUGGUGGAGGGGGCUCUGAAGAACACCCAGGAAGAUGUGUUGGACUACAACAGCCUGGUGGCAGUGCAGGCCAACCUCCUGGCUACUGUCACGGCCUUUGGCUCCAAGAAGAAAAAUAAUAAGAGUUAUUCAAUGUUACACAAUUCAUGGAAGUUGAUGGGGAAUGAGAAGUUAUCGAAGUGGGUGAAUGUCCUGGUGUCCCGAGCACCUGACUCCGGACCACAAGUGUGUGUCACGUUCUCAGCGUUGUGUCGGCACGGGAAGGACGUCGGCGAUGAUACGUUCUUUGCUCAGCACAAGGCAAAAAUGUUGGACAGCCUCAUAAAGAGUCUCAUCAGCGUGAAGACGAGACCGAACGCCAACUACAUCCAGGGCUGCUCGGACCUGCUGGGCCUGCUGCCGCAGUCGGACGUGCAGGACACCUUGCUGCCAGCUCUGCAGAAGGCCAUGCUGAGGAGUCCGGAGACCAUCAUAGAAGCGGUCGGGGAGGUCCUGCACCAUCUGAAUGUGUGCGUGGAUGGAGUCGCGGUCGAGAUAGGAAAGAGCCUGAUAGUAAAUCUGCAUUCACGCGAUACUUGGGCGCGUGCGGCGGCCAGCGGGGCCCUGGCGUCGCUGGUGCGGCGUGUGUCGGGCAAGGAGGCGGCGCGCGCUCUGCUGCAACACGCCUUCACACACUACAACGGAGCUAACGGGAAGCUCACCUCCAGCGAGGACAAAAUGGCCGUCUUGAAUGGUGUCGGAGUGCUGCGGUCGCUGGCUGUGAGUCCCUCGGAGCGGGCAGGACUGUUCGAGGAGGUGGUGAGUCACACCAGCCGCGUGCUGGACAGCGAGACGCACGAGAAGACACUGUGCGUGGCCCUGGAGGUGCUGCAGAGUUGGCUGGAGACUCUGGACGUCGUGGAGCUCGACAAAGUAUAUCAGAUAUACAAGAAAGGUAUGGCAGCCAAGAGCGCGACUCCGGCGGUGCGUGUGUCGUAUACGGCGUUGGUGUCGCUGGCGCUGCGCCGCCCGGGCUCCGGGGACGCCGCCCCCGCGGCGCUGCGGCUCGCGCUGCGGGCGGCGAUGGACAAGGCAGCGGCGCAACCGCUUCAGCAGCAGGUGGUGUUCGAGGGUCUGGGUGCGUGCGCAGCGCUGAGCGCCCUGGAGCCCCCGCCUCGGACUGUCCUCACCGCGAUGCUCCAAGACAAGACGCUCGCCGCGGCGCCUGAUGACGUCCUAAUCCAGGUGGUGUUGCUGUGUAGAACUGUGCUGGACGGAUGCGACGGGCAGGGCUCCGACGACGACACCGUGUUGAAGGCCUUCGUCCUGGCGCUGCUGUCUCCGGUGCGGGCGGUGAGGGUCGCCGCUAUACAGGAGGCUAAAACCCUGCUCGCCCGACAGGACAAGGCCGUUCUGGCGAGACAACUGGUCAAGAAACUGAACGAGGUCUUGGAGGAAGGGAAGAUAUUCGCCGUGAAAGAGAAGUCUCCGCCGGAAGAAAGAGCCGAUGUGACCGGAAAGAUGAUACUGGAUUGUGUACAGGCGCUGUGUUGCUAUAGAGAUUACAAGCCGGAGGAUGCGGAGUUACUCGCCCUGGAGGUGCUGCCCUGUUACAACCAGCCCCUGGCGCUGGCCGUGAACAGGGCCGCCUGGCUACGACUGGUGAGGUACCUGGGACUCCGGCCCGAAAAACUCGUCGACAAACACCUGGCGCAGCUAAGGGACGUCUACAUCGACGGGUUCUCUCCCACCGAGACGUGUCGCAGCGUGGUGUCGUUGCUGUGCAGAGUGAGUCCUAGCGGUGCUGGCGAGGCGGCGGCGGGCGCAGCCCUAGCUCUGUUGCGACGUGCCGCCAACCACGCCGUCUCCAGGGACGACUACUUCGUGUACCUCACUCCGCCUGGACUUCUAUAUGACAAGAGCGUCCUGCCCGGGAACGACGAGGGCAACGAGAUGAAUCUCAAGAGGGAGAGUAAAGCAUACAGCUACAAGGAACAGCUGGAGGAACUGCAGCUGAGGAGGGAGCUGGACGAGAAGAGGAGGAGGGAGGGGAAGGUUAAAGAGGUGCCCCUGACGGCUAAGCAGAGAGAAGCUAUGAAGGCCCAACUCGUCAAGGAGAGCGCCAUCAGGGAACGACUCAGUGUGCUGAACGGCGAGGUGGAGCGCGGGGUGCAGCUGGUGGAGGCGCUCAGUGCCGGCAGCAGUCUGUCUCUGGGGGCGUGCGCGCGGCACGUGGUGCGCGCUCUGUUGGAUGCGCUCCGGUCGCCGCUGGCAGCGCCCGCCGCCGCACGCACCUACCGCGCCCUGAGGACCGCCCUCCUACCCCGACACCCCCAGCUGGGCGAGCAUGUCGCGCGCGUCACGCUGCGACUGUGCCGUCCGCAGUGCGACCUCGACCCCGCCUGGGAGGACGAGCCUCUCGACCACGCCGUCGCCAGGACGAUACACAUGCUGCAUCAUGAGACGGUCGGAGAAGACGAGCGCCGCACGCACCAGCGCCACCUCGCCGCGCCGGGGUUCUGCUACGUGUUCCCGCUGCUUAAGAUGGGUCUAGCGAGCGGCACUUCUCAGCGUGACGAGGGGAUGGUGACCAGCGGGCUAAGUGUACUGACGACACACGUGGCGCUUCGCGGAGACGCCGGCUCGCUGUACGAUCCCGACCAGCUCCACCCGCAGCUGUUCCCCGUCGACCAGAUGUUCCGACUACUCAUCGACAUCAUCGGCAGUAGUACCGGCCGAGGGCGCGCCGCCUGCACGGUGGCGUUGUUGGAGACUGCUCGCUGUAGCGCUCGUGCCCCGCUGACCCACGACGACGUGCUCUGUCUGCUGGCUGGGCUGCAGGACCCACAGGAAGCCGUGCGAGACGCCGCCCUGCGCGCGUUGCUCUGUUUGCCAGAGAGACUCGCUCCUUUCCUCGACGACCCCGAGUCCGCGCUCAACCUCACCAUGAGGCUGUACAUCGCCACUUUCGACGUCUCCGAAGACAACAAAAAACUGGCCGCAGAGUUGUGGUCGUCGCUCCCUCAAGCGGAUCGGUGGGUGGACAACGCUGCGGAGGAAGUGCUCGCGUUGUUACUGCAACAGGUGCAGCAUCCCGCCGAGGAAGUCCAGCGAGCCGCCGCCGCCGCUCUCGCUGCGCUCGUGGGCCGCGCGCCGGACCCGCACGCUCUAGCAGACGACGUGCUGCGGCAACUGCACAACAUCUACGAAGAAAAAUUACCGAUGAUCCCGGCAGUGCUCGACCAGUUCGGACACGAACAGGAGGCGGCGGUGGAUGCGUGGGGAGCGCGCCGAGGCGUGGCGUUGGCGCUGCAGGCUCUGGCACCCCGCGUGGCCGCAGCGGCCGUCCCGCGGGCCAUGGGCUUCUUCGUGAGCAGCGGUCUAGGCGAUCGGGCCGACCAGGUGCGCCGCGACAUGCUGGCCGCCGCCAUGGCACUGGUCGAGCUACACGGCAAGGAGACCCUCAGCAGCCAGCUGCCUGUGUUCGAGAAGUUCCUGGACACGGCGCCUAAGUCCGGGGGGUACGACGCCGUGCGACAGUGCGUCGUACUUCUGGUGGGAUCGCUGGCUAGACACCUGGCACCUGAAGACGCACGCGUGCGACCCAUCACGCUGCGGCUAAUCUCCGCUCUCUCCACUCCUAGCCAACAGGUACAAGAGGCUGUGAGCAACUGUCUGCCGCACCUGGUGACGUCCCCUGCCCUGGAAGACGACAUCCCCGCCAUAGUCAACAAACUGUUGAAGCAACUCCUGACUGCUGAGAAAUAUGGCGACAGAAAGGGCGCCGCGUACGGUAUAGCAGGAAUCAUCAAAGGCCUCGGUAUUCUGUCACUGAAACAACUCGACGUGAUGGGGAAACUGACUGAGGCCAUACAGGAGAAGAAGAAUUAUAAAUACAGAGAAGGAGCUCUGUUCGGCUUUGAAAUGCUGUGUUGUAAGCUGGGGCGUCUCUUCGAGCCGUACAUCGUCCACGUCCUGCCUCACCUGCUGCUGUGUUUCGGUGACUCGUCGCAGUACGUCCGCGCUGCCGCCGACGACACCGCCAAGCUCAUCAUGAGCCGCCUGUCCGCUCACGGCGUCAAACUGGUCCUGCCGUCGCUACUGCAAGCGCUGCAGGACGACAACUGGCGCACGAAGGCCGGCUCCAUCGAACUGCUGGGAGCCAUGGCCUACUGUGCGCCCAAGCAGCUCUCCUCGUGUCUACCCUCCAUCGUACCCAAACUUAUAGAAGUUCUUAGUGAUUCACACAUGCGAGUGCAGGCCGCGGGCGCGGAAGCGCUCAAGGUCAUCGGCUCCGUUAUUCGAAAUCCAGAAAUCCAAGCAAUCGUGCCCGUACUGCUGCAAGCGCUGCAAGAUCCGUCCAACAAAACGUCCCUGUGCUUACAAACCUUACUGGACACCAAGUUCGUGCACUUCAUCGACGCGCCGUCGUUGGCUCUCAUCAUGCCGGUGGUGGAGCGCGCCUUCCUGGACCGCAGCACCGAGACGCGGAAGAUGGCGGCGCAAAUCAUCGGCAACAUGUACUCCCUGACGGACCAGAAGGACCUGACGCCGUACCUGCCGAGCAUCAUCCCGGGGCUUAAGAGCUCGCUGCUCGAUCCCGUGCCCGAGGUGCGCUCGGUGUCCGCCCGCGCGCUGGGGGCCAUGGUCCGAGGGAUGGGCGAGGGUAGCUUCGAGGAGCUCCUGCCUUGGCUCAUGCACACCCUCACUUCAGAGUCCAGCUCCGUGGAUCGCUCGGGUGCCGCCCAGGGUCUCUCCGAGGUAGUGGCCGGCCUCGGAAGUCACAAGCUGCACAAGAUUAUGCCCGACAUCAUAGCGACGGCGGAGCGCACGGACAUCGCCCCGCACGUGAAGGACGGCUACAUCAUGAUGUUCAUCUACAUGCCCGGAGCCUUCACGGACGAGUUCACGCCCUACAUCGGACAGAUCAUCAACCCCAUACUGAAGGCGCUCGCCGACGAGAACGAGUACGUCCGGGAGACGGCGCUCAAGGCCGGCCAGAGGAUCGUCAACCUGUACGCCGAGUCCGCCAUCGCGCUGCUGCUGCCGGAGCUGGAGAAGGGUCUGUUCGAUGACAACUGGCGCAUCCGGUACAGCUCCGUCCAGCUGCUGGGUGACCUGCUGUAUCGCAUCUCCGGGGUGUCCGGCAAGAUGAGCACCGAGACCGCGUCUGAAGACGACAAUUUCGGUACCGAGCACUCGCACAAGGCAAUCAUCACGGCGCUCGGCACCGAACGACGGAACCGCGUGCUGGCCGGACUCUACAUGGGCCGCAGCGACGUGGCGCUCAUGGUGCGCCAGGCCGCGCUGCACGUGUGGAAGGUGGUCGUCACCAACACGCCCAAGACGCUGAGGGAGAUACUGCCCACGCUGUUCAACCUCCUCCUCGGCUGCCUGGCCUCCACCAGCUACGACAAGCGGCAGGUGGCUGCCAGGACGCUCGGUGACCUCGUCCGGAAGCUCGGUGAGCGCGUGCUGCCAGACAUCGUGCCGAUAUUGGAGCGCGGUCUGCGGUCGGAGCGGCCGGACCAGCGCCAGGGAGUCUGCAUCGGCCUCGGGGAGAUCCUCGCCUCCACGUCCAGAGACGCCGUUCUGAGUUUCGCAGAUGGACUGGUGCCGACGGUGCGCACGGCCCUGUGCGACGAGCUGCCCGAAGUGCGCAUGGCGGCGGCGCGCGCAUUCGACAGCUUACACGCCACUAUCGGCAAUAAAGCCCUAGACGACAUCCUGCCGCCCAUGCUGGCCGCCCUGCACCACCCAGACCCCGCCGUCGCGGACGCUACUCUCGAUGGUCUCAAACAGAUAAUGGCGAUAAAGUCUCGUGCGGUGCUGCCGUAUCUGAUCCCGGUGCUGACCGGCGGAGGCGCGGGAGGCUCCGUCGACACGCGAGCCCUGUCAGCGCUGGCGGCGGCGGCGGGCAGCGCCCUCGGCCGUCACCUGCCGCGCGUCCUGCCGGCGCUGCUGUCUUCCCUGGUGGAGGCGCGAGGCACGCCGCACGAGGCCAGGGAGCUCGAGUACUGCCGGGACGCCUUGCUGCCCGUAGUGGACGACGCCGGCGUGCGAUGUAUCAUCGACGCUCUGAUGGAGAACGUGCGCGGUGCGGCGGACGGUACUGGGGAGCGACGGCGCGCGGCGGCCGCCCUGCUGUGCGCCUUCGUGACGCACACGCGGGCCGACCUCAUCCCGCACGUGCCGACGUUGCUGCGAGCGUUGCUACUGCUGUUCGCGGAAAAGGACCGCGACGUGUUGCUGGUCGCAUGGGAGGCGCUGUCUGCCCUCACACGCAUGCUGGAGGCCGAGAAACAAUUGGGUUACGUGUCGGAGGUGCGCCAGGCCGUACGGUACGCCGCCGCCGACCUCAAGGGUGAGCCGCUACCAGGAUUCUGUUUGCCAAAGGGUAUAGCGCCGAUCCUGCCGUUAUUCCGUGAGGCCAUUCUCAACGGCCUGCCCGAGGAGAAAGAGAACGCGGCGCUGAUGCUGGGGGAGGUCAUCAAACUCACGACGGCGGCCGCGAUCCAGCCCUCGGUCGUGCACAUCACGGGACCCCUCAUCCGUAUCCUGGGAGAUCGGUUCAACUCUAGCGUCAAAGCGGCCGUGCUCGAGACGCUAGCUUUACUCCUCUCGAAGGUGGGCGUGAUGCUGAAACAAUUCCUGCCACAACUACAGACGACAUUCGUGAAGGGUCUGUACGACGCCAACCGGCCGGUGCGGAUCAAGGCGGGCCUCGCGCUGUCCCAGCUCGUGCUGAUCCACACCAGAGCCGACCCGCUUUUCCUGGAGGUCCACAACGGAGUCAAGAACUCGGACGACAUCGCCGUCAAAGAGACGAUGCUGCAGGCUCUGCGCAGCGUCAUCACCAACGGCGGAGACAAAAUGUCGGAGCAGCUCGCGCUCACCCUGCUGGCUAUGCUGACGUGUCCCGCCCUGCUCGCCCACCCCGAGGACCCGCCGCGGGCCGGCGUCGGUGGCUGUCUGGGCGCUCUGCUGCACUGCCUGGCACCGGCGCACCGCGACGCCGCGCUGCUGCAUCACGUGCUGGCCGCCGGCAACCCCACGCCCUCUGCCCUGGCCGCCGCCGACGACUGGCCUCUGGCCCACGGCCGCUCCUGCGCUCUCUUCGUGGCGCUCAAGGAGACGCCAGACCGGAUCUACCGCGACCACUUCCAGGAGAAGAUCGACCGAGCGCUGCUCGCCUACCUCGCCAGCGACAAGAUCCCCAUCGUCUGUAACGGCAUUCGAGGGAUCGGGUACCUCAUCCGACAUCUCCUGUCCAGCGACACGCCCGUCCCGCCCAAUAUUCUGUCACAAUUCGUCAGGAGCAUGAACCACAGCAGCAACGAGGUGAAGCAGCUGAUGGCGCGCGCCUGCACGCUGGUGGGGCGCGCGGGCUGUGCCGACACGCGCGGCCCGGGGGCAGACGUGCUGCGGGCGCUCCUGCCGGCCCUCGUCAACGGCACCAAGGAGAAGAACUCGUACGUACGCGCCAACGCCGAGAUCGCGCUCCGAGCCGUGCUGCGCCUCACUCAGGACGACAGCUUCUACCAGCAAUGUCUGUCGCUGCUGGAGGAGGGCGGGCGGGAGGCGCUGGCGGACGUGGUGGCCCGCGUGCUGCGCCGCGCCCCAGCCGACGGCAGAGACGAGGACCUGGACUGCACCCUCAUCACCUGAGGAGAGGCGACUGCAGGAGACACUUAUAAAUAUACCUUUAUAACAUCA
Danaus plexippus (monarch butterfly) is the source of this 8201-nucleotide messenger RNA. RefSeq names its product stalled ribosome sensor GCN1 (gene l(3)80Fj). Gene Ontology annotation, cellular component: cytosol. Lineage: Eukaryota; Metazoa; Arthropoda; Insecta; Lepidoptera; Nymphalidae. The record is from RefSeq and is a predicted model, not a curated record. Gene Ontology annotation, biological process: cellular response to amino acid starvation; regulation of translation. The transcript has 33 exons. Gene Ontology annotation, molecular function: protein binding; protein kinase regulator activity. Bases 144 to 8153 code for a protein of 2669 amino acids.